GUAUCGCUUCUAUGCUGCACUUCGCCCCCAGCUCCUCUGCAAGGAGCGGAAGGAUCAGAGUGCAGAUGAGUUUUUGCAGCGAUUCUGUUACGAUACCUGGGACGAGGCUCUACAAGACAGCAGCGGCAUGAAUGCAGUCAUGUGUGCCGUGAUGUCUGGUGACACGAUGAUGUUAAAGCUGCUGGCUCAGUGUCGGGCCGAUAUGAAUCACACUCUCCAGGGCAUGGGGGAUCUGGGAUACUACGAUACACAGACGGUGCUCAUGGCCGCAACGAAGUCACAGCAACAUCCCUCGGUGUUGCAGACCCUCAUUGAGCUCGAGGCGGAUGUCAAUGCCCGUGCGCGGACGGGCCUCGUCGCUCUGUACAUGUGCCGCUCCCCGGAGCACGUGAAGGUGCUCUUGGAGCGGCGGGCGGAGAUGCCCCACUUCGUGCUCACCGGCGUGGCCUCCUUUGCCUGCCCGGAGACCGUGCGAGCGCUACUCUCCUUCCGGUGUGACCCGAACCAAACUGCAGGCUUCGGGCCGCUGCAUGCGGUGGCCCUCUUCUCGCGCCGGAACCGACGGGCGGUGGCCACGGCCAAGCUGCUUUUGGAGCACCGCGCCGACAUCAACGCGAGAAAGGAGAUCUCCGGAAUCCUCAUGAGGUGGGUGCCCCCUACAUCCCAGGUAGGCAUGUGGAUGUACAUGCAGAGCAACAUGGUCAUGAGACUGCGGGCCUCCAUGGCGGGCUUGUCCCCCCUGGGCUACGCAGCCAUGGUGGGUCACGAAGGGCUGACGAAGCUGUUCUUGGACCACGGUGCAGAUCCCAUGCCAAACGAUCGUGGCGACUCUCCUGCCGACCUGGCCCGUAACAACCACCACUACCAUCUCUUGCCCUUCUUAGAAGUCUCUUCCGUGCCUCUUUGA
Messenger RNA from Symbiodinium necroappetens, 907 nucleotides. Lineage: Eukaryota; Dinophyceae; Suessiales; Symbiodiniaceae. The record is from the annotation of a GenBank genome assembly.